AUGAGUUACAAACAGAACGCAGCUUCGGAUCGCGACGCCUUGUUUGGAAACAGUGGGAAUUCGAGCAAGGCUAAGAAAAGCAGCAAAGCGAAACUCGCAGCUCAUAGUGCAGCAGCCAAAAAUCCAAAGACAUCCAUGGGAUAUCAAUAUCGUUCCAAGGAAAAAAAAACUCCAAUGAAGCCAGGACUUGUAGGUGAAGAAAAAGCUGCCAAGCUCAAAGAGGCUAAAGCUCUGCAGGAUAAAGCGAAAAAAUGUCUCCGAAAGGGGUUGUUUUCUAAACCCGACCCGCUUAGUGCAUCAACUUAUUUCAAACGAGCUGCCGACGAUUUUCAAAAAUGCGGAGAGUUCCGGCUAGAACGAUUCAAUAGGAUGGACAAUGCUGAUUGCCAACUCCAGGUUGGGGCUUAUGCCACGGCUGCUUUAGAAUUUACCCGCGCCGCAGAAUUGAUUGUCGAUGAUCCCAACGAAAGUUUUGAAGCAAAGCAGCAGGUCUCACGAGAGCUCCAUCUGAAGAGCUCAGAAGCAUGGCGAAAUGCAAAUGAGCGUGCCAAAGCAGCUGCUUCCCAGGUGAAGGCUGCGCUUACAUUGAUAGAUGGAGACGAAUCUCGUGCUCUUUCCGGUGAUGUUGUGAUGGCCAUUGAAGAGGCAAUUGAGGCGCAUGUUCCAGACCCUUUGAACCCGUAUUCACGAUAUCGGCAGACCGGUAUUUCAGUCUUCAUCACUGCGGACAGUGGAGAAACGGCACAAAAUCCAUCUUUGGAAACUCUUGAAUUGGCUAAGCAGCAGAUUGUUACGGAGGCUUAUGCGCAUGAAUCUGUCCAGGAGGUUGUAUAUUUAUUGGUGUCGUACGAUGAAUUUGCUUCGGCACUGUACUGUGCAGGCGCGGCCACAACACUAUUGUCAGAAGGAGGUGUUGCAACGCUGUCUCUAUCAAGGGCAUUUCUCACGGAAACCAUCUUGACUCUCGCAAUGGGCGAUCCCAUUGCCGCCGAAGAAAACUUUUUACAAAGGCACGUGCAGAAAUCUUCGUACCUUACUUCACGGGAGUGCAAGUUUGCUGAGGAGCUUUUCCGCGCAGUGAAAAGUAGAGACGACGAACAAUUAGACGAAGUAAGAUCAUCAAAGGGAACAAACAGAGCAGCAAUCGGCAACCUCCAUGAAUGUUUGCGAGUGCUUGUCGGUAUGAUUCAGACGAAUGGGACUGCUCGAAAGGUAACUACCAAAGACAGUUCAAGCAAAAAGGCAGAGCGCAAGCGAAGUCCAAAGAGUAGUCAAUCAUCGAAGAAUGACUCUAGCAAAAAAUCAGAGCCCAAACGAACUCUAAAAGACAGCGAUGCGUCCAAUAAUAUCGGGAGUGACGAUUGGGCUGAUCUUUCUUCUGCGAAAACUGGUUACGAGAGACAAGUUCAAGAUGGUGAUCCGAUAGACGAAGAUGCCUUGCAAAAUGAGUUGGACGGUCUCGACUUCGGCGAUGACGAUUCAAGCGCUGACGAUGAUUCAGUUGAUCUCCGUUGA
Molecule: messenger RNA, 1515 nt
Organism: Cylindrotheca closterium
Lineage: Eukaryota; Bacillariophyta; Bacillariophyceae; Bacillariales; Bacillariaceae
Source: the annotation of a GenBank genome assembly